Molecule: messenger RNA, 6422 nt
Organism: Closterium sp. NIES-67
Lineage: Eukaryota; Viridiplantae; Streptophyta; Zygnematophyceae; Desmidiales; Closteriaceae
Source: the annotation of a GenBank genome assembly
UUAGGCCGUCGGAACUGCCGUAGCAUCCACCCACCAGAGCACGAGGACUAAUUUCUCGGAACAUUCUUACACCCCUGCACUUCUCUCCCACGUUAGCCGUCCCGUCGUCGUCGCACAGAUAUAGCGAUACUGCCACCAGGCUUAGACGGUGCGUCAAAUACCCGUGCCAGGCUCCGGCGAUCGGGCUCCCUCGUCGAUGUCAUAGCCAAGGGAAGCGACGCAAUGGACUCGAGAUCGCCCGACGGCUCGCCGCCUGCCAUGAGUAGCGAGAUCCCACCGAAUGCGGCAAUUGCCGCCGCUCCUGCUUCGGCUGCUGCUCCUGCCGCUCCCACUGUCUUUCCUGCCGUUCCUGCUGCUCCUGCUGCUCCUGCUGCUCCUGAUGCUGCAGCGACAGCAUUUCCAUGGCUGGUUGAUCUCGCGGAUGAGCUAGCGGUUGCGCGACAGUGCGACACGUGGCGUGCUUUGAUAGGUCAAUUGAGGAGCUUGGAUGGAGGCCGCAGGGAUGGGGUUGCCGAGGAGCCGGUACGAGCGGCGUCGAAAGGAAUAGCAGUAGCGCCGGGAGCAGCAGCGCUGGGAGCAGCGCCAGAAGCAGCGGCGUUGGGGGCAGCAGGGCAGCGGAAUCAAUGCCUGCUACAGGAGGCGGUGGAUUGGUGCAUUGACGCUGUAUCGCGAUGGGACUAUAGCGAGGCCAGGCGAGGGGACGCGCAGGCGGAGAUGAAGGAUGGGAGCAAUGAUGAGGCCAUGAGAGACGCGGAUGAUGGUGGGGAUAAUGCUGGUGCUGCUGGUGCUGCUGGUGCUGCUGGUGCUGCUGGUAGGGAGGCCAGUGAUGCAGGCGAUGGGAGAACGGAUACAGUGAGACAUAAAGAAAAGGGAACUGAAGCAAAGGCAGAAGCAGAAGCUGAAGCAGACGUUGUGGGCGCAGGAGGCAAGGUGGCAAGAAGCAGGGCGGAGGACUCGUACUCAGGGAGGCAAGGGGGCAAGGAGGGAGAUCUGACAGCUAGGUUGCUGCGGGGAGAGUUGACAGCUGUGCUGGAGGGGGUGGUUCAAGCUGUGCUGGGGGACAGCAGGCACAGCGAGGGGAAGAGAAGGAGUGGGAGUGAGGGGGGAGAGGGCGCUGGGGGUGCCGCACGUGUGGGGGUUGGUCACGUGGUAGCGUUGCUGGAAGAAUGCCUGCUGUUGGCCGGCACGCACUAUAGCGCUGCUGCUGCUGCUGCUGUGGAGGGCACUCCUGCUGCUGCUGUGUCUGCUGGUGGCGAUACUGGUCAAGGAAGCAGUGGGUGCACGCAGCUGUUUGAGCGGGUGGUGCACAGAGUGCUGGGUCUGGUUCUGCCCCCCUCCAGCAACGCUCGGAGAGGAGUAAAAGGCGAGGUGCGGGGAGCUGCAUGCAUGUGCGUCACGGGCGGUGUUGUGACUGCUGAGUGGGCUCAGAGGUCACUUGUGGUGACGGUUGGCGGUGGGGAGGAGCGGAGGAGGGGGAAAGAAGGAUCAGAGGAGAAACAAGUUGAGCUUAUGGAUGGCGUGCUGGGAGCUGUUAUCGAGGCGUGCACACAUGCUUGCAUGGCUCCUUGUGAGUCCCACAAUGACAGCCAUACGUGCUCGCAUGCAUGUGAAUCAAGGGCAGUUGUGGAAGCCGGGGAAGCUGUGGAGGCUGUGGCAGCUGCUGCGGAGACGGAUGGUGAUACUGACAUGGGGGGAGUUGGGCAUGGUGGAAGGCGCUCCAGGGGGCAGGAGGGGCAGGUGGGAAUGGAGGGUGCUGGUGUGGGUUUGUCCAGCGGCCAACAGUUUGUUCGCAUCCUCACAAUAUUCGACUGCCUUGCAGCCAGGAACAUACCUCUCUUUUCCCGCUCCUUCUCUCGCCUCGUCUCCACCUCCUUCACCUUGCUGCUCCCGCUCCGCUCGUCCCAUCCUCGCCAGUGGGCGGCAUUCCUAUGGCAUGUAGUGGGAGCAGUGUGCCUGGCCCCCAAUGUCCUCCACGCCCUCUCCUCCUCCUCUCCCACCUCCCCCUCCUCUACGUCCCCUUCUGCUUUUCUCAACAAUUCUCAUACCACGUACUCUCAGCCCCCAGUAUCGCACCAGCCGCCAGCUGCACCCCAGUCUCCACCCACUCAUGAGUCCUCGUCUCUUUCCCCCCUCCACCACCUCUUAGCCUGCCCUCCCGCCACACUGCUCCGCCUCUGGUGCUGCUGCCAUCAAGACGGCAAGGAGGUGGGAGCUGCUCGCUUGAGUGGGGAUUCAGGCAUGGGGAUGGGAGAGGACAGGAGUCUUGGCUUGGAGGGGCAGCAUGGAGGCUCUUGUGGGUGCACUGACUACCUACUAGCGCCUCCCUCUGUCUGUACCGUAAGGCAUCUGUCAAAGAAUGAUGGUCUGUGGGAAGACAAUGAGAGCAGCAGGGGCAAUGGCACAGCUGCCAGAAGCUGCUCCUGCUCUCUGGCUGCUUGGCUGCGCUUCUUUCUUGCUGUCAGGGCCCCGGCCGCACCCUCCCUCGCUCCCGUCCUCGUCUCCGCUCUCUUCCACCUGGCUCGAGAGUUGAAGGGGUUAGCCAAGGAAGGUGGGAGGGAGGAGGAGCAUGUGGAUGGGGAGAGAGCACUGGCCAUUGGAGGAGCAACAGCAGCAGCAGCAGCGUGGGAGGCGGAAGUGGGGGUGCUGCUGGAGUAUUACUGCGGCCAGCUCACUGCAGCUAUCGUCAAGUGCUCCAUUGAAGGCAUCUCGCCUUUGUCUUCCCAGCACGCCACCACCAGCACUGCCAAGCCCACCAGCACAAGCCUCUCUGUCUCUGCCUCCUGGCGGCGCUGGCUUCCCUCCCUCGCCACCCUCUCCCUCCACACUCCCCACCUCUGCGCCCUCCUGCUCUCCCGCCCCUCCUCAUCUGCCCCUACUUGUGCUCCUCCUCCUGCUGCUGCUGCUGCUGCUGCUGCGGGUGCUGCUGAUGACCAAAUGUCGUGUCUCUGGCGGUUGCUGAAGCUGCUGCUGCUGCACGGCACGCCACCACACACCGCCUCUUUGUUGCUGGCUCAGAUGACUGUUCCGCGCAAGGGGGGUAGAAGCACACCCACAUGCACGGGUGCAAGCACACGCACAAGCACACGCACAGGCACACGCACAGGCACGGGUGCAAGCACGAGCAGUGUUGGAUUAAGGCUGGUGCGUGAGGUGAUAGAGGCACAUGUGGUUCUGGCAGGCAGACAGGCAAGGCAUACCAACACCGGCAGCAGCUGUAGUGCCGGUGGUAGUAGCAGGCUGGUUCUUCUAGAGGGAUGGCUGGAUGUGCUCUUGGCCGGGGAAGGUGACCUGCAAGGGCUGCUGCAGUUGCUGCAGCACUGGCGGCAUCAGGCCGUGGAACAAGGUGGGGACAAGGGGCGUCGGGGAGAAAAGGGAGAUGGGAAGGGGCAGAAGAGAGAGGAGGCUGAGGGGGGCGCGGGCUGUGAGCUGUGCUGCAUGCACCCUUCUCUUUUUCCGCUCCCAGCACCAUCCGCAGCAGCAACAUCAGCAGCAGCUGCAGCAGCGGCGGUGGUGUCAGCAGUGUGUGGGUUGCUGUGGCAGCGGGGGGGAAUGCAUUACAAGGAACAGAACGGCAUGGGUGGUAGUGGUGGUGGUAGCAUGGAAUUCAGUGGUGUUGAUGGAGGAUGGGGCGAGGUGCUAGUUGCAGUGCAGUUGAUGCACGCAGUGGUGGCGGCAACAGUGCCGCCCUCUCUCAGAUGGGUGUCUCACGACUCACAACGCAUGCUGCAGCAGGCACAGCUGCUGCUACAGCCUCAGGAACAAGAACAAGAGCAGCAGGAGGGGAAGGGAUUAAAGCAAGCAGCGGGGAGUGGAAGAAGAGGAGGAGGAGGAGGAGGAGGAGGGCGAGGUGAGGGAGAGGCAUGGCUCAACCCGCGCCUUGCACUGCUGCAUGAUGUGGAAGUGGCACCUCGGCUACAGGACCUCCUCUCCCUUCUCUUCCAACACCUCUCCUCUCAACUCCUCCUCCUCUCCUCCUCCUCCUCCUCCUCCUCCUCCUCCUCCUCCUCCUCCUCCUCCUCCUCCUCCUUCUCCUCCUCCUCUUCAACCUCCUCGGUAACUCCGUUGCCCCUACUCCCACCACAAUCCCACCGCAAGAAAACUUCCAGCCAGCUCACAGUAGCAGAGGGGGAUGCAGCAGGAGGCAAUGGGAGCGGGGGAAAGGGAGAAGAUGAGGAGAGAACGGGUGAUGUGGCAGCGGCAGGGAUGGCGGCGGCAGGGGCUGCAACGGCGGCAAGGGUGGUGGAGGAGGAGUGGGGGAGGAGGGAGGAUGAGGUGCGGUGUGUGGCAGAGCUGGCAGCAGUGGUGGGGAGCAUGGCUGGCACGUGUUGCCACCAUUUCACCCAGCUGGUGCAAGCGAGCAUACACUUCGUGGCCUCCCAAACCCACGCACCUGCCCCACUCCCUUCCACGAACCCACUCUCUUCGCCCUCUCUGGGACUGCACUCGCAAGGGCGACCAGAAAAGGGAUUUAAGGCAGCAGCUGGGGGAGAGGGAGUGGCUGGAGUGCGCAUGGGCAGGGCGGCGAGGAGCCUGCUGGCCGAGAACAGAGUGCUCAUGUCUCUGCUAUCACCAGCGCCGGCGCCAGCAGCCCAUCGCCUCUUCCCUCCCCUGCUCUCCACCGCACCGCCCCCCCUCAUCCCUCCCCAGCCCCCAUCCCGCGCUCUCUUGUCGGGCGAGCUGCAGUGGGUGGUGCAGGGCAAACCACCACCACCACGACCACCAUCCCAGCAUGCCACUCCCACCACACCUGCUCCCUCUGCCUCGCACCGCACCACCUCAUACCGCCCCACCGGCUCCGCUGCCGCCACUGCUGCUGUGAGGGGGGCAACACUCGGUGCAGUGCAGCCAGUUUCAGGACCAGGGGGGCAGUAUGGAGGGCAGUAUGGGGGCCAGCAACAGCAACAGCAACAGCAGCAACAGGAGGUGAUGCUGGAGCGGGUGUGCGUGGAGCUGAGAGCAGUCAUUUCUCUUGCAUCUACCGCCAUGGAAGACACCCACAGGAACGCCGCCACGAGAGGCAGUAGUAGUACCAGUGGUGCUGGUGGUGACGGUGGCGAUAAGGGGAGCGACGCUGCCCUAGCAGCAAGUGUGGCGGAGGCGGUGGCAGUAGCAGAGGGUAGAGGCAGUGGGAGCACUGCUAUCAUGUGCACGGCUCUUGCUGCCGUGGCUGACUUGCCGCAUGAACUGCCACUCACGUCGCAGCAGUACCUUGAGGUGCUACCCAGGAAGGUGUCUGCAGCGCGCCACACGCACAUCCUGCACUCCUUCGCCGCCAACCCCUUUCUGCUCCAUCUCCUGGCAGCAGCAGCAGAGGCGCUGCAGGCACGCCCGUCGAUGGUGGCGUGGGUGCAUGCGAGUGUGGGGGAGGAGGUGGUGCGGGCGCUGCUGGCAGACGCCAUCAGCCACGCCACUGUGGCCGCCAAUAACGCCUCGGCGCCUCUCAGCAUGGCUGCACGGGCUCGAGCCAUACCACCGACACCCAUUCCCUCCCGCCCAUCUUCCCCUGCAACACCACGCGCCACGGCCACCAACCCCACCAUUACCACCGCCAUCCCGUCCCCAGCCCCCUCAUCUCCGCCCUCCACCCCCGCAUGGCUGCACCGCCUGCCGUCCCUCGCGUCCUUCAUGCACGCGGCGGCGUGGCUGCCGUCCCCUCUCGCCCGCGCUGCCUCCCUCGCGCAUCUGCUGUCCCCCCGUGACCUUGCGGAUCUGCUGCUGCUGCUUUGGCACUGCAUGGACUAUGCCAUUGCCGCUGGGCCCCUCUUUGCCUUCUCGCCCUGGAAACCUGUGGCUACUGGUGUUGCUGCUGGUGGUGGUAGUGGUGCUGCUGGUGUUGCUACUGCUGGUGCUGCUGGUGCUGGUGCUGCUGCUGCUGCUGCUGGUGUUGGUGCUGCUGGUGCGGGUGUUGGUGAUGCUGCUACUGCUGGAAGUGACAGCGUUACAGCUGGGGUGUUUGGUGCUCCAGAGCUUAUUCUUCACCCGCCAUCACAAGCAGCCAUAGGUGGAAGCGCUGCUCACGCUACUCAAGCCACUGCUGCUUCCCCAUCCUCUGCUCCACCAGGCAAUGCUCUCCUCAGUGCCUUGUUGCAGCACCAGCAACCUCAGGAGCCAGCGGCAGUGAAGCCAGCGCCCCAGUGGAGGGGAGUCCUGCUGGCGCUGGUGCGACGCAAUAUCGCCACGCUGGGGCCCUUUGCCAGACAGCUGUUGCUAGAUGAUAGCUGAAUGGUGAGCUUUGACUGCUGCUGCAGACCAGGCCUCUGGAUAGGAUUAGAAGUACUCUUUCUUGUAAGGGUACUCGUUUGCUGUCACUUUUUCUGUAGGGGUAUAUUUUAAAGCUACUUUCUAGUAUAAGGGUCCUAAAUAUUUGUACUUUUUCACAUAAGGGUAUAACUGUUAACGUAGAAACGAAUGAUUACUAGAGG